AGUCAACGCCCAAUGCAUUCUGGUCCCUGUGCUGAAGAAACGGUUCGGUGCCUACCGGAAUCUCAAGAAUUUGAGGUGUCCAUCCAGCCCCCAGAAUCACUCGGUUUUCUUUCACCGACAAUCGAAAAGGUAAAUAUUGUAUUGUAUUUAUUAGCAAGUUGUAAUAUUUCACUGCCUCGUCGAAUUAGAUACGUUGCUUUAACUUCCUGUCGCAUCCCAAGUAGCUUGUUAGCUAGCCUUUAGCAAAAAGGUUGGCUAGCUAAGUUAACGUUAGCUAGCUUUCAAAGCUUGCUUUUAGACACCUUGCCGGAGAAAAAGUAAUUGAGCUAGCCACCAUUGGAAAUCCAUUAAAUGUAUCACAAUUUACAUAGCUUGUAUCUACACAGCCCGACUUGAAAUAUGUGUUCGCUGGCUAGGUAUUGCCAGAGCCAUAUAUUUAAUCAAUACAUGGCUCUGGGUAUUGCUAGCUAGCUAGCUAACUUAAACGUUAUAGAGGCAUAUCUCAAGCCGGAUUGAAUGUCUGGAUAGACUCAUGUUAGUUAACCAAACGGAGACAGCUAAUUAUGCAUUAUUUGAAGUAACUACAAUAUAACUUAGUUGUAUUUUCAUUCAUUGAGACAGCGCUUUCAUAACCCAGUCUCAGUAGUUCUGAAAGAAAGAUGUCCCGGCACUAUUUCAAGUCAAUUUCUCUGGCCUCCUCAGAAAAGAGCCCGUCUGUUGUCAGCUGACUUGUGAUGAAGUCAAAUGUUCCACUAACUGUAGGAAGAAAUAGCUUAGCAGUGUUUUAAUAUAAUUUCCAGUUUGAACAUAUUACUUAGUUAUAGAAAAGUCACUAGCUAGAUAAAUAAAAGUACAGAGUUGAAUUGGACAAAACCAGCUUAAGCAACGUAAAUGCAUUUGUGAAGUGAAAGCUUCAAAAAAAGUUGUAAGGGAUGGCUGUCAGUUUUUUUUUGUGGUGAGACAUUCUUUUGAAAAGUCAUUCUGAGCAGAGAGCAGACUUCCUGUCUCUCAAAGUCCCCUAAAUCAUGUAGGCAAUGCUACCCUCCAUUUUGUUAGUGUACACAGUUGUCAUUCUCUUUAAGUAAUAAAUAGGCCAAUUGAUAUAGUAUUUGCAUGUUCUGCUGAAAACAGAAGUACACUAUAUCUACAGAAGUAUGUGGAUUUGGCUAUUUUAGCCACACCGUUGCUGACAGGUGUAUAAAAUCGAGCACACAGCCAUGCAAUCUCCAUAGAAAUAUUGGCAGUAGAAUGGCCUUACUGAAGAGCUCAGUGACUUUCAACGUGGCACCUUCAUAGGAUGCCACCUUUCCAACAAGUCAGUUAGUCAAAUGUCUGCCCUGCUAGAGCUGCCCAGGUCAACUGUAAGUGCUGUUAUUGUGAAGUGGAAAUGUCUAGGAGCAAAAACGGCUCAGCAGCAAAGUGGUAGCCACACAAGCUCACAGAACGGGACUGCUGAAGCACGUAAAAUCGUCAGUCCUCGGUUGCAACACUCACUACUUCCCAGAAGAGUGGAGGGUGUUAUAGCAUCAAAGGGGGGACCAACUCCAUAUUAAUGCCCAAUUUUGGAAUGAGAUGUUCGACGAGCAGGUGUCCACAUAGUUUUGGUCAUGGAGUGUACCUGACAUUUGACAUCUGUUUUUAAUGUUAAUGUUGUCUGUUCUCUGGCAGGUUGAAAGAGCGCAAAAUGUCUCAGGCGGAAAAAAUUAAGGUAAGUUCCAGACCUAGUAUGAUAAGAGGAUGCUCGCUUCCUCUCAGCUCAUUUAAUGUAAUACUGUCAGGCAGAUCCCUCAUAAUAUUCCAAUAAUUAUCUCUGCUUAUUUGGACUAGGCCUACACCAACAGGAUGUGAUCUGCUUUGGCAAAUCAGGAUUUAUUAGAAUUAAACCAUUGGGCCUAAAACCAUUUAGUCUUAAUUGCAGAAUGCAUGGCCACUCAAGCAGAUGCUGCCAGCUUCCAGGCAUCUGCCUCCUUCCCCAUGACUCACUGUUGUGCCUUGACCUGGGUCGAAAGGCCCCAGGCUCCAUGAAAACACUCCCAUCUCAGGCUUCACUCACUCAUGCCCCUUGUUCACAGAGGGGGAGGGGGAGCACUAGUCAUACAAAGCAGUAAACCAUAAUAGGUUUUGCAUUUCCAACGUAUGAGCUUAGUCUAGCUAUAUUAUGUAAAGGUAGUGUAAUAAUUCCUUCCUUACAUCUGUUUAUAAGCUGAAAAGAUGGGCCUAGGCCUAACUUUGAAACCCUUUAGCUAGACUGCACAUUCUCCCUCUUUAUGUACAGGCCUGUUAGGGCCAUGAACACUGGAAUGCAGUGUUAACUCACCCAAAGGUAAUUCGUGUACAGCUGGCUCUUUAGAGUAGCCCUCUAAUUGCUGGUUGUAAUGUUUGCUGUGAUUUGCACAACCCACAGAUAUGAUUACUAUAAUAUACUGUAGGUCCAUCCUAGCCUGAAGACCCGACGUUGAAUUGCAUUGAAUUAUACGGCGGGCAUCAAUGAGCGUUUGGAUAAGAAACGUUUAAUCUCACGAGCUCUACAAGCCAGAAUGUUGAAUAAAAUAAAAAUUGUACUUUACCUGUUGAUCCUUUUGCUGGUAGGAAUGUGAGAUAAUCUGUCCACAGGAAAGUGUAAUUAAAUCAACUUUUCAAAGCGCUGGUAGUGCAUUCAGAUUUGUAUCACCUGAAGCAUAUGCACAAAAUGAAAAUACAUGCACGGGACGCAUACAUACUUGCUGAACUCGUGCACGUGUUUACAUGGUUCUCCGCAUGCUUCAGGUUAUAGAAAUCUGAACGCUCUACCAGCGCUUUGAAAAGUUGAUUUAAUUAUACUUUCCUGUGAAUAUAUUGUCUCGCAUUCCUACCUGCAAAAGGACCAACCGCAUGGACAACCGGUAAAAUAAGUUAAAAUAUAAUUUUAUUCAACAUUCUGGCUUGUAGAGCUUGAGAGGAAACAUGUAUGCGGUUAAACUCAGACUGUGAACCAGAGGUAUCACAGUCUGAUUGUCAGGCAACCUAGGCUUGGGCGGUAUACCUUGGUAUUUGGAAAUAGCGACAGGAUGGUUUUUCAAUACCGUUGAAACUAUUUAUUUGAAGUUUUUCAAUACAUUUGAAUAUUUGUAGCAAUUUAAGUAAAUACCUGCACUCAACUUGUGCAGUGCGUUAGGAGAUGAAGCAGAUCGCGUUUUUAUUUCACCUGUCACAUUAUUUUAUGUUAUGAAGCUUACGUAGUUCCUCAGCACUGUUGAGCCAAUCACGUGUUUGUCUGUGUAUGGACAGGGUUCGCGUCUUAUAUUGAAAAUCGUGAUUUUUUGUUGUUGCUUCAAUAGAGUGAUCAGGGACGUGCAACUAUAGUUUUCCUUCCCAGAAAAUACAUACAUUCGUGCAACACAUCAGAUGACAACAGAAGUGCAACGCUGCUGGCAACCACACAAGUAAAUGUGCUUACAAUGAAAAAGCAAAAACGAUGCAUGGCCAUCAUAUUUCUAAUGUUUAGGCCUAUCAUAGAAAGAAUGUAGCCAGCUACUUUUCCUAAUGUUUUGCUUAAAAUUAAUGUAGCUUUUUAGGCAAAUAGGCUUGCUACACUGAUAGAAUGCCCGUUCCUGAGUUCUCAUCAGAGUUUAGAAGUGCAACUGAUGCACAAAUGUAGUUUGAUGCCGAGCAGAAAUUACAAUAAGAAGCAUUUUAGAUCUGUUUAUAAAACGCAGCAAGAUAUUUCUUAUGCGUCAUCUUUUUUUCCUGUGUGAAAAACGCAGAAUUAUGUGUUAACACGACACCUAGUUUAACUUUCUAUCUAAGUAAGUGGCUCAAUUAAUAAGGUCAUAUUAUGUUCGCUUUCUGCCUGUUUGAGAAGGCAAAAGCCUUUUGGAUGAGUUAUUUGUACAGCUGCCACUGGUCUUGAUUUCCUAGCGUUUUUUCUCGGCUGUCUGCACCUCCCCCUUCUUCUUCGAGCAGUCAGGUCCGGCCGCCGCCCGUUGCCCUAGUGACUCCAGACUCCACACGGACACAGUGUGUAGACCCUUCUGGAGAGCCUACUGCAUGCGUCAACUUUGUUUAUUUGCACAAUGUCUCUCGUUCACAUUCGCUUGUAAAUGUCCAAACUCACCAAAAAAAACAUUCGCUACCUAUAUAUGUAUAACUUUAUGAGCUGAAUUCCUGUCAUUUGCAAUUCGCUUAUUUUUGUUUGUGCUCGUUAGCAUAUUUAGCUAGCAGCCUCCAUGGAAAUUCGCUAUUACUUGUGCUAAUUCUUUUAGCAUUCUGGUAAUAGACGACCAAUUGACUUUUUAGCUUUCUUUGGCGCCCCCUUGUGUACUAAACCGGGGUGAGAGAAGGACGGUAUGAUUUGAAAAUCUGCAUAACGCCCAACCCUAGCAACCACAACCCAUGCCUCUGGAAAUGUCAGUAAAAAUGAUGGUAUACCUGGUUUGAAUGACUCGGGUGCUAAUGGACAUGUGAUGUUCUCUCAUGUUUUACAGCAGGGUCAAUUUACCAACCCAGAGACCCCGGGGUAUGUGGGCUUUGCCAACCUGCCCAACCAGGUGCACCGCAAGUCGGUCAAAAAGGGCUUCGAGUUCACCCUCAUGGUAGUUGGUGAGUGUCACAAUAUUUGUAACCUAAAUAAUGUCUGGUGUUUUUGUAUGGAGAGUUGUAUUGUUUGUAUGCAGUAGCUAGCCAUAGUUCCCUUUAGUUGGGCCUUAGACAGAAUGGAUACUCCAGUUGUUUGAUCUUUGCACAAAACCACUUUGUGUCUUGGGUUGUCGGUGAGUCUCCUGUUUUCUUGCUGCAGUUCUUUCCUCAGUUCAGAUUAUGAGUCUUGGCCUUCGAAUGGGGAAUGUUAAUGUUCACGCAGCUUUGUCAGAUCAUAAGCAUCUUAGGAAUGGGACGGCAACUGUAAGGAAUUGACAUUUUGGGUAUGCAUUUCCUUUUUCCUCGCUUCAUUUGGAGUCGGUGGAUAGCAUCUCUUCCUUAGGAAACAUAUGUACUGUGUAAGGCUGAACGAUUUUGGAAAAUAAUCUAAUUGCGAUUUUUUGCCCCCAAUAUUGCGAUUGCAAUUUAAUAUGCGAUUUAAUUUAUUUAUCCUUUUUCCCCUACAAAACAUAAUGAAUGAUUUAAAUAUGACCAACACAAUAGUAUAUACAUUUAGUGUGAAAUGUUCUUUCCCAUAGGCUGGGUCUAUUUGUUAGAAUUAAAUUCAAACAUGUAUGACUUGAAAUAAAUGACAUUUUUAUUGAACUGCUCAUUACAGAAACAUCUGUGGCUUUGCCACUGUGCAUUUAAAUAAUUUAAACAAAGGCAUGAACUUUGUAAACACUGUGUGCAAAAGGUACAGUCUUAAGAAAAAAAUAAUUUUAAAUUGUAUGUAUCUUACUGCUCCCAAGUCAGUAACAUUUCACACAACUGAAACAAGGAAUUUGCUUUGAAAAUAUUUUGUAAAAUCAAAGUAAAUAAAGUUAUAAAUAAAAAAUGAGAAAUGCACUUUUAAUUUAGACAAACUAUUUUUUAUAAACGAUUUGAAUAUUAUAAUAUAAAAUAGAUGAGCCUCACUUAUCUCAAGUACACAACAAUAACACACCACACAGACUAAAGUUCACUACGAGUAUGGCACUGCCAGCCAUACUUAUCCAACAGUUCUGUUCUCAGUGGCUCACAGGUUUUUUGCUAAGAAAACCAGAAUAUUGACUUUUUCUGGCUUCAAGGCUGAGCGAGUGCAAGUCACAAUAUUCCCUCCUGUGCUAAAAAGACGCUCUGAGGGAGCGCUUGUAGCAGGUACACAAAGAUACUUGCGUGCCAUGGUGCACAACUGUGGGUAGCUGAUCUUGUGCACCCUCCACCAAGCCAAUGGAUCAUCUUCUCCAUCAAUGGUAGGAGUCAUCAGGUAAUUGUUUAUCUCUGCCUCUGCGACAUCUUCAAGAUUUACAGGCAAAGAAGGAGAGGCUGAACUGGUCUUGAAAAAACUGCCAAGAGACCUCUUCGUCUUUUCCCCCAAGGACUGUGCACUUUGAGGCAUCUGAACAGUUUCAGUACGAGACCUCUUCUCCUAUUAGAUGAAAACAACAGCCAUUAGUUUUCCAGUUAGAUUUUACAGAAAAUUUUUGUUUUUGUGAAAUACAUAAUUAUUUACCCAAUGAUAUGUACGUUGUGCCAAGUCUACUAUCUCUGUCUUCAGACGAGUCUUGAUAGCAGGGAUGUUGUCUGUACUGAUGUACUGUAUUUUGAACCUAGGGUCCAGGAAACAGGCAACAUCCAAAAGCUCCUGGAUGUUUGGGUCUCCAUAUUUGUUAUUGAGGUAUGCUAGGACUUUGGUUUUUAUUGAUUUAGUCAGGUCAGUGUCCUCAGCAUCUUCAGCCAGGACUGAUGUGGCAAAAAGGUGGAGAACUGGCUUGAGGUAGGAGAUGCUUACAUACUCCUCUCCAGAAAGAGCAUCAGUAAACUCCAGUAGAGGAUGCAGUGCCUUGUGAAUCGACUCCAACACGUCAAUAUCCUGCCAGGUUGGGAUAAGGGAGCGUGCAUAUCGAUCUCCAGACAAUACCUGAGAAAUGGCUUUGGCCUGUUCAAGCACUCUGGCAAUCAUCAUUUCUUUAGAACCCCAUCUUGUUGGGCACUCCGUUAUGAGGUUGUGCUCAGGGAGUUUGAGCUCUCUCUGUGCCUCCGUCAGGGCUGCUUUCUUCUUCCAACUGUGGGAAAAGUGCCCCACCAGCUUCCUGCACAGUGCUGUUGCCCUUGACACUCUGUCAUCUUUGAGUGCAUUUUCUAAAAGAAAUAAAAAGUAGUGUAUUACACACAAUUUGAGUUUUGAUACAAGGCUCUCACUAUUACACACUCAAAUUAGCUGUAAUUCUGAAAUACACACAUCCACAACACAUCCUCUCUCUCUCUCUCAAUUCAAAGGGUCUUUAUUUGCAUGUCAAUUCUCUCUCUCUUUCUCUCUCUCUCUCUCUCAUAAACACUAAAAAAACAUGUAAAAAACAAAAACAAGAAAAGAAAAAAAAUGCAGGUGGGCAUUCCACCACAGACAGACAUAUGAUAUAAGCAAGUAAAAUGAAUUUACAUAUUAGAAAAGGAGUGGAAGUAUGAAUUUAUUUAAUCCCAUCCGAUUUAUAUAAUAUCAUUUAUAUAUAUUUGUAUAUUCAGCUUUACUAAUCGACGCAUCUCUCUCUCUCGCACUCGCGCACACACACACACACACACAAACACACACACACACACACACACACACACACGAUAACUUACCAAUGGCAAGAUGUAAUCUGUGGCCAAAACAUUGGAGCCUCGUCCAUUCAUUAAGCCGCGCAGCAAGCACCAUAUUCGACGCGUUGUCCGUCGUGAUGCAGACGUGAUUCUCCUCGUGGAGAUCCCAGCUGACAAGCCCUUCUCUCAGGCCGGCUGCAAUAUUUUCCCCUGUGUGAUCGUCUGGGAAGUAGGUAGUUUGUAGGCAGCGAGCUCGGAGGUUGAAAUCUUCAUCAAUAAAAUGGACUGUAAGACUCUGGUAUGGCUCAGCUGUGCGGCUUGACCACAUAUCAGUAGUGCUAGCAAAAAACUCCACCGUUUUAAGUUCCGCGGCGACUUUCUCUUUGCACUUUUUGUACAGCUCCGGUAUGGCAGUCUGACUGAAGUAUGUGCGGGAGGGUAUACUGUAACGUUUAUCAAGCGUAUGUAUUAAUGCCAUGAACCCAGGCUUGGUCACCGUGCUGAGAGGCAUCAUAUCUUUGGCUAUGAACUCGGUUAUUGUCCGAGUGAUUUCUCCGUGCCGUUUUGAAUUACGUUCAUACGGAGUGACACUUUCGAACAUUUCUGUCAGUGAUCCCUGUCUUGAGGUAUUUGGCUUGUCUCGCGCACUGAUGCUCGGCAUUUUGGUCAUACAACUGUCAUGCAUUGAUUUGUGGUAUUUUUUUAAGUGCUGAAACAGGUUUGUAGUGUUACCCCGUGAAGUAGCAAUCGGAGCACGGCAUGCUCUGCACAACACCUGACGCUGCUCAGCAUCUUCUUUUUUAAAACCAAAAUAGUUCCACACCACCGACGUGCUGUUCCUCUUCGAUAUUAAAGUAUCAGCUGUGUCAGUUUCUGACUGUUCCGUCGAGCAAGAGGCCAUUGCGCUGGACAGCAUGAAAAGUCGCGUCACGUGACCACCUCAAAUCGCGCACGUUGCGAUUAGAAAAUCGCGUUCAGUCAAAUCGCGAUAUUAUCGCGAAUGCAAUUAAUCGUUCAGCCCUAGUACUGUGUACAGGUGUUUUUUACAGAAUAAAACCAAACUGGGAUUAGGCCUAGUUUGUGCUAAGCAUUUAGGCAUCAGUUCAUGCUGUCGACAGAAUGGAAUGUGACUUCUUUGACCGUAAGCCUAGACAGUUGUUAGCUAGUUGACAAACGCAGACAUUUCCUUUUCUCAUAGCCUCGCCUCACCAUUUUCACAUUUCCCCACCCUCCCCACAAAUCCGUCAGUAACCACUGUUCCAAAUCUCAUCACUUCCUUCAGGGUUUUUACGUGAGUGUGUGUGUGUGUGUCUGAGACAGUGGGAUGUGUCAGGGAUGAUGUCAGAGGUCCUGGUUUAGGUCACAGUUGUGAGUCCAGCUGCGGACAGUCUCCAUGUAAACGGAUGGAGACAGGGUUUCUCUGGGUCCUCUGGUUUAGCUGUGUGAAAUGGUUUUCCUUUUUCUCAGCUCCCUAUGUGUCUGUGUGGUGUAGGGGAGGAGGAGAGCCCUAUUGCACACUCAUCCGCUCUGCCUUAAAAUAAACCAGACUGGAAUGUGGCCCUGUGUGCUGGACAGGCCUCUGCUGCCGGAAAGUUUCUGUGUGUGUGACUGUGUGCGUUUAGAUAAAUCUGCUUUUAUUGCCAGGUUAAUGCAUUUCCCAGGCUAUGAGAGGCCUAAUGUGUGUCAUUGGUUAGUGCCUGGCUAAUAUACAGAGUCCAGGCUGGAUGUCUGCCAACUAGCGGGCUAUGUUGGGUAUUUUGUGGAAAAAUGAAAAACCCUGCACACAUCUAAUUGUAGAUUCUUGUAGUAUUUGUGGUUUGUAGACUAAAAAGUAGUCGGUUAUAAACAGGUAUAUUGCCUUUACCUUCUAUUGGCUGUUUUGCCAUGCAGGCACAAUACAACCUGUUCUAUUCUGUUUUAAUUCGGUCCCUUUUUUGGAACAGAAUGAUAGUUUUUAUAUUGAUGAUUCUGUGUGUCGUGUUUAGGUGAGUCUGGUCUGGGGAAGUCCACCCUCAUCAACAGCUUGUUCCUCACUGAUCUCUACCCAGAGAGAAUCAUCCCCGGAGCAGCAGGUAAGACCAUACACACACCCCACGGCCACACUCCCAGUUGUUACUCCUGAAUUAAUUUGUUCCUGUAUAACCUAAUGGGAGUCCAUUUUAAAACCAAUUACGCCAAAUCACCCCUCAUUUAUUCAGUGGCCUCAAGAGUAUCUGUAAAGUAAAAGCCUAACCUUUUAUUGUGAUCCACAGAGAAGAUUGAGCGCACGGUUCAGAUCGAGGCAUCCACGGUUGAGAUCGAGGAGCGAGGGGUGAAGCUCCGCCUCACCGUGGUGGACACGCCUGGAUACGGUGACGCCAUCAACAGCCAGGACUGGUACGCCACUAUGGUUGUAUAGACGGGAGACCUGAUCCUGUCAGUUCAAAUUUAAUAACUUUAUUUCUCCAUGAUCACCUACAUCUGUUUGUGCAUGGACAAUUAUGUUAUUACUGGAAUACAGUUGAUGUAUUUGGAUAUCUUUAUAGUAAAAAAAAAAUAUAUAUAUAUCUAACAGUUGUACCCAUGUCAUACGGUCAUCACUAGAUACCACAGCCACAACGUUUUAAUUAUGGCUCAACCCUUCCUAUUUCUACAAUUGAUCAUCUUAAAAUCGGAUUUUAACCCUAAGCUUAACCACAACUGCUAACCUUAUACCUAACUUUAAAUUAACAUCAAAAAGCGAAUGUUUGUUUUUAUGAUAUAUUUAGAUUUUGUGGCUGUGGUAACUAAUGACAACGAUGUCACACAAGGUGUUUAACUAUAUGGUACCGCCAGCAUUUCUAAUGGCCACCACCGUGCUCCUCUCUUCUCCCCCAGUUUCAGCACCAUCAUCGCCUACAUCGACGACCAGUUUGAGCGCUACCUCCACGACGAGAGCGGUCUGAACCGCCGGCACAUCGUGGACAACCGUGUUCACUGCUGCUUCUAUUUCAUCUCCCCGCUGGGCCAUGGGUAUACACACUAGGGUUGGGCGAUAGUAUCGGCUAUUGAAGCUGAUUGACAGCCAUCGUCGAUGGCGACGACAUGGUGAUAUGACAGACGAUGUAUAGCCUAUUUCAACUUGACUGGCACCACACAGUACAGAGCUGACCGGCAGCCCACAGCAGGGCCAUGCAAAGUGGCCUAUUCCUUUGCUAUAGCCUGCAUAACCUUUUUCAAUACAUAUGUUAUAAACAACUCAUAGAAUGCAAGAGAACAAUGUAGACAGAGCUAAGAUUUCACCAAAGCAGCGCAAAAUGUCCAGUCAGAACAUUUUCAUUUUUUUUCUCUCUCAAUGUCAGAUGAUUUGGGCCAUAUAGCCAAAGCCUAUUUUUUUUUUAUAGCAGACUAAUUAUUUGAAAAGCCCAAUUUGGUAUUUCCUCUCCAUUUGAUGUGAAUAUUACUUUAGUUUUUAUGCAUACUGGCUUUCUCCCGCCGUGCUACUUCAUGAUAAAACAAUGAGUUUAUCUAAAGGAGUUGUUAACGUUUUAAGUUAUUUUUGAAUAACCUAAAAACAUUAUAGGCCUAAGGUAAUAAUGAGAGGGGUAGAACAAACAAUAGCAAGAUAGAAAAAUCUAACGAGUAGUUUGAACAAACCUUAGUUCAACAAAGCUUAGUCUAAAAUAAAUGAUGCAUGUAUCCUUCCUCCUUGCCGUUGCGAACCAAAUGGCCAAAAGUCAAAUCCUACUAAUUUAAAAUAGCCUAACAAAAGCAUUAAGACAAGUUUAGUUAUGAGGAGUAUUUACAUAGGCGUACAGAGGCCCAUUAUCAGCAACCAAUGGCACAUUGUGUUUGCUAAUCCAAGUUUAUCAUUUUAAAAGGCUAAUUGAUCAUUAGAAAACCCUUUUGCAAUUAUGUUAGCACAGCUGAAAACUGUUGUGCUGAUUUAAAGAAGCAAUACAACUGGUCUUCUUGAGACUAGUUGAGUAUCUGGAGCAUCAGCAAUUGUGGGUUCGAUUACAGGCUCAAAAUGUGUACAUCUCAAACUCUUUCCAUAGCCUAUUAUUAGCAAUGUAUAGAAGCCUACCUACAACAUAUAGAAGCCUACCUACAACAUAUAGAAGCCUACCUACAACAUAUAGAAGCCUACCUACAACAUAUAGAAGCUUACCUACGUAUAGAAGCUACCUACAACGUAUAGAAGCCUACCUACAACGUAUAGAAGCCUACCUACAAUGUGUAGAAGCCUACCUACAAUGUGUAGAAGCCUACCUACAACGUAUAGAAGCCUACCUACAACGUAUAGAAGCCUACCUACAACGUAUAGAAGCCUACCUACAACGUGUAGAAGCCUACCUACAAUGUGUAGAAGCCUACCUACAAUGUGUAGAAGCCUACCUACAACGUGUAGAAGCCUACCUACAACGUGUAGAAGCCUACCUACAACGUAUAGAAGCCUACCUACAACGUGUAGAAGCCUACCUACAAUGUAUAGAAGCCUACCUACAAUGUGUAGAAGCCUACCUACAACGUAUAGAAGCCUACCUACAAUGUGUAGAAGCCUAGGCCUAAUAAUAAGAGGAAGAUUAGGCAAAAAUUUGAAUCAUUGAAUAAUUAAUCCCCUGUAGCUCAGUUGGUAGAGCAUGGCGCUUGCAACGCCAGGGUUGUGGGUUCAUUUCCCACGGGGGGCCAGUAUGAAAAUGUAUGCACUCACUUACUGUAAGUCGCUCUGGAUAAGAGCGUCUGCUAAAUGACUAAAAUGUAAUUAUCCAGUUCUGAGGACAGCAGAGUUGCGUGGCUGCAGCCGGGCCCUUGAUGAUUCACAACCCAUCACACGAUGCACAGCCAGCGAGGCUCAUUUAACUGCCACUUGCAUGUUGGGGCACACACUUCUUUCCUGCCACCGCACUAACAGAGAGGAAUAGGCUACUAAAAAAUAUUUGCCUCCAAAAUAUAUUUUGUCAUGAGUCCUCGCAUCCCGUUUGAGUUUUUUUUGUUUAGUUUUUCAUUUUUGGUUGGCCAAUAGGGGGCGAUAACAUCGUAUAACAAGUUUUUUUUUUUUAUGGGUGCCAAUGCUUAAUCACAGUAGGACAAAGGUUGACAUCGCCCAACCCUAACACACACCAAUAGUACUACUAGUAGUACCAUAGCAAUGCCAGUCUUGACAAUGUAAUAUAUGAUGAAAUGCAAUCCAAACUAGUAAUACUAACAUCACAUUUUCAACAUUUUAAUUUACCUUGACUUUACAUGAGCACCCCCCUGUGGAAUGUUCAGUUCUUACACUCCUCUCGCUCUCUCUCUCAGGCUGAAGCCUCUGGAUGUACAGUUCAUGAAGGCCAUCCACAACAAAGUCAACGUGGUCCCUGUCAUCGCCAAGGCCGACACGCUCACCCUGAGAGAGAGGGAGAGGCUCAAGCGCAGGGUAGGAGACAUAUUAUAGCUCAACGUCAGGGUAGGAGACAUAUUAUAGCUCAACGUCAGGGUAGGAUACCUAUUAUAGCUCAACAUCAGGGUUGGAGACAUAUUAUAGCUCAACAUCAGAAUUGGAAACACAUAGCUCAACGUCAGGGUAGGAGACAUAUUAUAGCUCAACGUCAGGGUAGGAGACAUAUUAUAGCUCAACGUCAGGGUAGGAGACAUAUUAUAGCUCAACGUCAGGGUAGGAGACAUAUUAUAGCUCAACGUCAGGGUAGGAGACAUAUUAUAGCUCAACGUCAGGGUAGGAGACAUAUUAUAGCUCAACGUCAGGGUAGGAGACAUUAUAGCUCAACGUCAGGGUAGGAGACAUAUUAUAGCUCAACGUCAGGGUUGGAAACACAUAGCACAACGUCAGGGUAGGAGACAUAGCUCAACGUCAGGGUAGGAGACAUAUUAUAGCUCAACGUCAGGGUUGGAAACACAUAGCUCAACGUCUGGGUAGGAGACAUAUUAUAGCUCAACGUCAGGGUUGGAAACACAUAGCUCAACGUCAGGGUAGGAGACAUAUUAUAGCUCAACGUCAGGGUUGGAGACAUAUUAUAGCUCAACGUCAGGGUAGGAGACAUAUUAUAGCUCAACGUCAGGGUAGGAGACAUAUUAUAGCUCAACGUCAGGGUAGGAGACACAUUAUAGCUCAACGUCAGGGUUGGAAACACAUAGCUCAACGUCUGGGUAGGAGACAUUAUAGCUCAAUGUCAGGGUUGGAAACACAUAGCUCAACGUCAGGGUAGGAGACAUAUUAUAGCUCAACGUCAGGGUAGGAGACAUAUUAUAGCUCAACGUCAGGGUAGGAGACAUAUUAUAGCUCAACGUCAGGGUAGGAGACAUAUUAUAGCUCAACGUCAGGGUUGGAAACACAUAGCUCAACGUCAGGGUAGGAGACAUAUUAUAGCUCAACGUCAGGGUUGGGAACACAGCUCAACGUCAGGGUAGGAGACAUUAUAGCUCAAUGUCAGGGUUGGAAACACAUAGCUCAACGUCAGGGUAGGAGACAUAUUAUAGCUCAACGUCAGGGUAGGAGACAUAUUAUAGCUCAACGUCAGGGUAGGAGACAUAUUAUAGCUCAACGUCAGGGUAGGAGACAUAUUAUAGCUCAACGUCAGGGUUGGAAACACAUAGCUCAACGUCAGGGUAGGAGACAUAUUAUAGCUCAACGUCAGGGUUGGGAACACAUAGCUCAACGUCAGGGUAGGAGACAUAUUAUAGCUCAACGUCAGGGUAGGAGACAUAUUAUAGCUCAACGUCAGGGUAGGAGACAUAUUAUAGCUCAACGUCAGGGUUGGGAACACAGCUCAACGUCAGGGUAGGAGACAUAUUAUAGCUCAACGUCAGGGUUGGAAACACAUAGCUCAAUGUCAGGGUUGGAAACACAUAGCUCAACGUCAGGGUUGGAAACACAUAGCUCAACGUCAGGGUAGGAGACAUAUUAUAGCUCAACCUCUUGACUCUCAAAUGUAUACAAUAGGAGAACAAGUUAAGUAGUGUCAAGUAGCACAGGAUAAGUAGUGUCAAAUGAGGGAUGUGGAUGUAGCUAUCGUCCUUUCUUAUGACAACUGCACCAUGUGCCUGUAUUGUUUAAAUAAUCCCUCUGUGGAUCAAUAAAGUACUGUAUAUAUUCAAAUCAAAAGUUAAAGCGCAGCUAAAGUAAAUUGCCAAAAUGACGUUUCCAUCCUCCAUGUUGCUGUAGAUUCUGGAUGAGAUUGAUGAGCAUGGUAUCAAGAUCUAUCACCUCCCUGACGCAGAGUCUGACGAGGACGAAGACUUCAAGGAGCAGACCAAGAUUCUCAAAGUAACCCUCCUCAUCUCCUCCACUCAUUUAUCUCCUUACAAAGAUUCCUAAUGCAAAACGUCUUUCCUUAUAUUUAUUCAAUAAAAAAACAUCAAAACUCAGUCUUUUUUAGUAAAACCAGGGUAAUUGGUAUUUUGUCUGGAACCCCAUUAGCUGUUGCGAAAGCAGCAGCUACUCUUCCUGGGGUCCACACAAAACAUGAAACAUUACCUAAUACAGAACAUUAAUAGACAAGAACCGCUCAAGGACAGAACUACAUACAUUUAAAAAAGGCACACGUUGGUUGAUUUAGGGUUGUGGGUUUGAAUCCUGCAUGGGCCACAUAUACUGAAUAUAACAUGGUAGCUAUUUGAACCAUUAACCUCUGCUCUUUCCUUGUCCUCUCCUGUCUCCCCCCUAGGCCAGUAUUCCCUUUGCGGUGGUGGGCUCCAACCAGCAGAUUGAGGCCAAGGGGAAGAAGGUGCGGGGUCGCCUGUACCCCUGGGGCGUGGUGGAGGUGGAGAACCCCGAGCACAACGACUUCCUCAAGCUGCGCACCAUGCUCAUGUGAGUGGGUGGGAGAGGGGGGGACUGCACUGGUGGACCUUAUCAUCUGAGGGGCUGCUCUGGUUUCUUCAUACAUCAGACUUGAAUAGCAGCAUCAAGCAGCGUUGAAUAGCAGCUUGAGAAUCCUGAUUUGAAAUAGUGAGGAAUGGAGAUUUGAUUUAGUGUUCAUGGUUGAUUUAGCUUAUACUCUGAUAUCGAUGAAUGCUUGUCUUUUACAAAGCUGUGUCAGUUGUAAGAACUGUGUAGCUGCGGUUCUGGAUUCUCUGGAACCCGAUUUCUGCGCGUGAAAUCUCCGUAUUCGCAGCCACGGCCAUAAUUGUGUAUGUUUUAUCAAUCUGUGAUCAGUCAUAAGUAGUGGCUGUCCUGUCUCACAUACUGCUUGGUGUUUCGAUUAUGAGGUAACCCUCUUGUGAUUGACUAACUUGAGUUAAGUCAUUGGUUUAGUGCUUCAUUGAUUGACUGAUACCUAUCCAUCCGCAGCACUCACAUGCAGGACUUGCAGGAGGUGACCCAGGACCUGCACUACGAGAACUUCCGCUCUGAGCGCCUCAAACGGGGUGGCAGGUUGUCCUCCCAUGGUUACGUUCUGUCUCCUGCGUACGUACUUGUCUGCUUGCCUUUCUGCACCCUGAAACCUCCCAAAGCUAGUAAUAUAAUAUACAGCCAAAGACAAAGGCUUAAUGCCACAUACACAGCUGAAUAUAACAGAGAUUAUGUUGAUACCGUUCGAACACAAGACUCGCUUGACUUACUUGGAAUUGAAUGACUUAUCUCCUUAUAAAGACAAUGAAUGGGUAACUAAUCCAGUGUCUCAAAGUCAGACAGUUCCACUUAUCUGGGGCUAACUUCUGUCAAGAAGUAGUUAGGUGAUCUUCAGCAUUAAAAGUCAUUAACAUUACACUGUUGGAAAACACUUUACAACAAUUUGACCUUGGUAGUGGGUUAGAGUUAGGUAUGUAUAGUCAGUGGGCUAUUUUUGACCUUGGUAGUGGGUUAAGGUUGCAUUUUCUAGUGGGCUAUGGGUUUUUAACCAGUAUAUAGUUUGGUUAUAGGUUGUAUGGGUAUCAUAUAACUCUAGGAGUGUGGAUCCUUUAGAUUUUUUGAGACCUUCCUCUAUAGCCAAUCCAGGAGAAGGGAGUGAUUUUACUGCCUUCCCAUUGACUUGUCAUCAGCCCAAUGAUGGUUCUCUGGUCUGUCCAAUCCCCUGAGUGGACUGUUAGAGGUACCCCCCCCGACCCUCUCUUCUUGCUUCUGCAGCUUGCCUUCUAGCACCCAGCUGUCCACUGUUCUACCCCCCAGCCUGUUCUUUCUCGCUGAGUAAUUAACCUGCCCCUCUUUCUACUUUCUAAGUGUUGCUUUUGUCACGUCUGCUUAAAUACUAGAAAGCUAGAAACUGCACCCCCCACACACACACACAACCACCAGAUUUGGGCUUUUACUAAACUGCCUUCCAGAGAGCCCCUAUGCACAGUGGGGUUUUCACUCCACUCUACCUUUCUGCUGAUUCUAUGAAUGACAAUGAGAUGCUUUUCAAUACUGUCUUUUCAUCUGAUUGCACAAACUAUGUAAAAACAGACUCGCAAGAACUUGAAAUGUACAACGUUUCCAGUGGAUAUUUACGGUAAGUCUCCCCAAUGAUUGGGCCUUUAGCCUAAAGAGCCAAACUCACCAAACCUGUGUCCGUGUUACAGGCAGGGGCAGGGGCCUGAGCCGGAGGAAAUGGACAAGGACAUGAUCCUGCAGGAGAAGGAGGCUGAGGUGGGAUAACUAACUAUUCAUAUCCCCCUCAUUCACCACCUACCUUUCACACUACCCUUCUACUAUAUAUAUAUAUACUCACUCACUCACUCACUGACUGACACUACCGGUCAAAAGUUUUAGAACACCUACUCAUUCAAGGGUUUUUCUUUAUUUUUACUAUUUUCUACAUUGUACAAUAAUGAACACAUCAAAACUAUGAAAUAACACAUGGAAUCAUGUAGUAACCAAAAAAGUGUUAAACAAAUGAAAAUAUAUUUCAUAUUUGAGAUUCUUCAAACCAGCUUCAUGAGGUAGUCACCUGGAAUGCAUUUCAAUUAACAGCAAAGUUAAUUUGUAGAAUUUAUUUCCUUAAUGCGUUUGAGCCAAUCAGUUGUGUUGUGACAAGGUAGGGGGGUAUACAGAAUGUAGCCCUAUUUGGUAAAAGACCAAGUCCAUAUUAUGGCAAGAACAGCUCAAAUAAGCAAAGAGAAACGACAGUCCAUCAUUACUUUUAAGACAUGAAGGUCAGUCAUAUGGAAGAUUUCAAGAACUGUUAAAGUUUCUUCAAGUGCAGUCACAAAAACAAUCAAGCGCUAUGAUGAAACUGGCUCUCAUGAGGACCGCCACAGGAAAGGAAGACCCAGAGUUACCUCUGCUGCAGAGGAGAAGUUCAUUAGAGUUACCAGCCUCAGAAAUUGCAGCCCAAAUAAAUGCUUCACAGAGUUCAAGUAACAGACACAUCUCAACAUCAACUGUUCAGUGGAGACUGUGAAUCCGGCCUUCAUGGUCGAAUUGUUACAAAGAAACCACUACUAAAGGACACCAAUAAGAAGAAGAGACUUGCUUGGGCCAAGGAACACGAGCAAUGGGCAUUAGACCGGUGAAAAUGUGUCCAAAUUGGAGAUUUUUGGUUCCAACCGCUGUGUCUUUGUAAAGCAUGGAGGUGUUGUGGUGUGGGGGUGCUUCGCUGGUGACACUGUCUGAUUUAUUUAGAAUUCAAGGCACACUUAACCAGCAUGGCUACCACAGCAUUCUGCAGCGAUACACCAUCCCAUCUGGUUUGGGCUUAGUGGGACUAUCAUUUGGUUUUCAACAGGACAAUGACCCAACACACCUCCAGGCUGUGUAAGGGCUAUUUUACCAAGAAGGAGAGUGAUGGAGUGCGGCAUCAGAUGACCUGGCCUCCACAAUCCCCCGGCCUCAACCCAAUUGAGAUGGUUUGGGAUGAGUCGGACCGCAGAGUGAAGGAAAAGCAUCCAACAAGUGCUCAGCAGAUGUGGGAACUCCAUCAAGACUGUUGGAAAAGCAUUCCAGGUGAAGCUGGUUGAGAGAAUGCCAAGAGUGUGCAAAGCUGUCAUCAAGGCAAAGAGUGGCUAUUUGAAGAAUCUCAAAUCUCAAAUAUAUUUUGACUUGUUUAACACUUGUUUUGGUAACUACAUGAUUCCAUAUGUGUUAUUUCAUCGUUUUGAUGUCUUCACUAUUAUUUUACAAUGUAGAAAAUAGUAAAAAUAAAGAAAAACCCUUGAAUGAGUAGGUGUUCUAAAACUUUUGACCGGUAGUGUGUAUGUAAUGUGUAUAUAUAUAUAUAUAUAUAUAUACACGUCCAUUCAAAUAUCACCUUUUAUGGGAGUGUCACAUGAUCUUGAAUACCCACUCGCAUUACCUCCUACACCCUCACUUGUACUUGAAGGACUGUGAUACGUUUAUUUCAUGUGAUAGGUGGUUGUUUUGAGGGGGGGGAUUUUAGUCAGUCAGUGUUCUAUGUUUUUGGUAGUAAUGCUGUUUGUUCUGUGCAGCUGAGGAGGAUGCAGGACAUGAUUACCAAGAUGCAGGCCCAGAUGCAGAUUAAGCCUGACGGAGCGGGAGAUGUCCAGCAUGUGUGAAAUACACCACGGUAAGAACAAGUCCAUUUGACACUAAACACAACAAAGCUGUGCUGUGAAGACUGAAAUGUACACUAUGGCAUAUUGUGCACCUGUAUGGCUAAGUUGGUAAGGGCGUGGCGUUAGCAAUGCCAAGGUCGUUGAUUCAAUACCUGUAUCAAAUACACAUACAACAAAUAUUUGAACUCUCUGAACUGUAAGUCUCUUUGGAUAAAAGUGUCUGCUAAGUGGUAAAUAUAAUUUUGAUUACUAUAUUCAGAGAUACUCAAGCAGAUUUGUUAAUAUUUUUUAAGUCUUUUGUGUUCAUAUACAUCCAAAGUUAGGAAGUACAAGUCAGAAUUUUACAGUAUGGUCUUUCCUUGCAGGUUUUAAAGCUGUUAUUUGAGCUUGACCAGACAUGGAUGGAAGGAUUGCAGAAGAGAAGGAAGAUAACUGGUCCUUGUCUCAUACUGCUUGCCACUAUUUUUAGUUUAUUUCGCUCCUACUUGGGAUUAUUUUGAGUUUUCUUUUGUUGUUUUUCUUUAUUUUUAUAUAAACAGUAUUAUGUUUUUAUAUUUACACUUUCUUUGUAAUAUUCCAUAUUGCUCAUUAUUCAUUUGUUCCAUUCUAUUGGACCAUGCCAGUUAGUCACCAAAUGAAGAAUAACACUCCUUUAACCUGGAGUAUGCUCUUAUUAUAGUGGCCAUUGUUAUUUAAUUUUUUUGCUGUUGAGAAAGCCAAAAGCUGCUGCUGCUGCCCCUCCUCAGUAAUGUCAUAGCCAAGGCUGUCCACUCGGCUCCAUCUAAAACCACUCACCAACCAUCAAUCAUGUUGCCAACUGUGGUUACCAGUGGGAAAGGCCAAUUUACUGUGAAAGUUAGCAGCUCUCUUCUGUCUUUCAUGGAGCCAUACAGCUAAAACCGUAAUACUUUUUUUUCUUUAAUGGUUGUCAUGCCAAUGUUGGAGAAUUCUUUAAAGAUAGUAUAUUGGUUAAAGAUAUUUUUUAAAGAUCUAGUCUUUCGAAAAGCAGCUAAAUGAUUUUUCCUUAAUCCUAGGAUUCAUUGACAGGGUUCUUUCUCCCACUCCCCUUGCAUGCAGUUCUUAACCCUGUCUGACGUUGUGUUGAAACGACUGGUUAUGACUGAAAUGCAUGACACUGACCUUCCCAGUCAUCCUGUAGCCCUGAACCAAUGAAGGAGACAUACCUUGGUGUUUUUUACUGUAUGUGCCUCUAUAAAUACUGGGCCUGUAAAGAGUCUGAGGAGGAGUGCCGAUCUAGGAUCCUUUCAGCCUUUUUAGAUCAUGAUGAAUAUGGUUACAUAGACUGGGGGACCUCCCUUACAAAAAAAGAUUGCAGUUUUGUAACUGCAGUCGACUGGUAUUUUGGACGCAGAAUAACUGCAGUUAAACUGCAAUUUUACUGCACUCUUAACUGCAGUUCCACUGCAAAAUUACUGCAGUAAGAAAAAGUGUUGUUUCGGAACGCAGCUUACUGCAGUUAUUCUGCACUCUGACAGCAAUCUUUUUUGGUAAGGGCUGAUCCUAGAUUAGCACUCUUACUCUGAGAUGCUUUAUGGGCCUGGGCUCCCUACGCCCCCAGGCUUUAACAUAUUGUAAAGGGAAUUGAGGUUCGAGGCGCAAGUCCUGGUGAACUAAAAGUACAUUGAAUUACUGUGAUGUUCGGACCAGGCUCAUGCAUUGCAGAUGACAUUGGCUUUUCUUCGUGGCCCCCCCGUGAUAUUGAUUGUGGAAUAACGUGCGUCCAGAGUAUGUGUGAUGAGGUCGUGCUGUAAAGGCACACUGUACUUCGUGUUAUAUGAUACCUAUCCAUAUCCUUCUGUUCUUUAUGGCUGUGUGUCAAUGGGUUAAGACUGACAUUUGGAUGUUGGACAGGCCCAUUUACAGUGGCUAUGACCAUCAUCAUGGUGAUCUGGUUUGUUUGUGUCACCCGCUUGGCCCAUAUCCCACACAAGCCAAGCCAGAGUUCUUAACAUUCCAGUUUCUGCUGUUUUAUCCAAUAACUGUCAAAUAAAACCCUUGACGUAUACAAUCUUGUAUUAAAGUUUUUAUUAAAGCUAGA
Coregonus sp. 'balchen' is the source of this 20629-nucleotide messenger RNA. The record is from the annotation of a GenBank genome assembly. Lineage: Eukaryota; Metazoa; Chordata; Actinopteri; Salmoniformes; Salmonidae.